CAACUUCCUAUAUAAAAAAUUUACACGUUAAACUUGAAGGAUUUCAUAUAGAAAAUGAAAGCCAGAAUCAAUCCUGGAACAUAGAAAGAGAAAUGCUUCACACUCAAAUUAAUAGGUUAACUUAUGAAGUUAUUCGGUUGAAUAACGAAGUGAAUCGGUUGAAAAAUGAAGGCAAUAAUUUAAUUGAAUGGAUUUUUAGCAUUCUUCAAAAUUUAACGGAUUAA
Scutellospora calospora is the source of this 224-nucleotide messenger RNA. NCBI's taxonomy places the organism in Eukaryota, Fungi, Glomeromycota, Glomeromycetes, Diversisporales, Gigasporaceae. The record is from the annotation of a GenBank genome assembly.